Molecule: messenger RNA, 2639 nt
Organism: Actinia tenebrosa (Australian red waratah sea anemone)
Lineage: Eukaryota; Metazoa; Cnidaria; Anthozoa; Actiniaria; Actiniidae
Product: transmembrane emp24 domain-containing protein 5-like
Source: RefSeq, a predicted model, not a curated record
CAGGGAAUUCCAAUACACAAGGCGACAAGAAGCUGCAAAGUUUUCUUUUUCCCCUGGAUUUCUCGCCUAAUUUAUACCAAACACAAUCCUUACUUUACCAUUAUUGACUUUAUAAAUCGUAAAUGAUCGUAUCUACUGAGCUUUAUUGCUAGAAAGACCGCGUUUUUGUGUCAAAAUGGAUUUUUUACGUAGCUCAUUCAAAAUGGCUUGGUUCUUGUUGUUUCUGUUUUUCAUUCAAGUUGUUAUUUUGCCAACAAGCGAAGCAUUGAAGAGUGGAUUCACGAUUAAAGUGGAAGCCGGUAAUAAGGAAUGUUUCUUCGAAGAGAUCAAGAGUAAUGUUAGCUUAGAUGUUGAGUAUCAGGUUGUAGAAGGUGGAGAGCUAGACAUAAACUUCUAUCUAAAGCAACCAAAUGGAAAAAUUUUAUUGGAAGAUGUUCAGAAAUCAGACGAAACUCACAACAUUAUUACUCCCGAGGAUGGAGUCUAUGAGUUCUGUUUUGACAAUUCAUUUAGUUCUCUUUCAUCAAGAACUGUCUUUGCUGAUCUUGGGGUAGAUUUUAAUGAUGAUGAUGAUGACGAUAAUGAGAUAACUACACGAGGACUAAAGGAUACAUUAGACGGGCUUGAAACAGAGACAAUUGUGGAAGCUCUUAUUAAGAUCAGAGCUAACCUGGAAAGAGUGGACCACAUUCAGAACUUUCUCAGGUCAACAGAAGCACGGGAUUUCAAGAUGGCAACAAGUAACUUAAACAGGGUAUUUUGGUGGUCGUUGAUACAGUCAGUAGCUCUGAUAGGUGUUGCACUUGUACAGGUAAAUGUAGUAAAACACUUCUUUGGAGGUGGCAAGUAUAAAGCAAGAGUGUAGCUUAGAAUUUUUAUAGAUAAUUGGAAUGCUGCUUAAGGGACCGUUAAGUUUUUAUUGGGGGAGGGGGGGGUGGAGGAUGGUGGGAUUCACUUCAAAAAUCUGACCCCACCUUUUCAUUGUUGUAAAAAAAAGGCCCCUUUUCAAUGACCCUCUAUAAAUCCCAUGCCUCAUUUUCUUUGGUAUUGCUUGGCCGUUUCAGAGACAUGGAGUACACAGAAAUAUUUGCUUUCCAUCAUCCAGCGCAUGCCAUCCUAUGCCAACUUUCUAUUCCUUUUUCCAAAGCUACUUACAGAGGAUUUCAUCAGCAGCUGUUUCGCUAGGGAAUUUUAUCUUAGCUUAAAUCAUUCACAUAAAAGAAUGUUGAUUUAUACUUACAAGUCAAGGGUGGCUAGGGGUAGCCCACAUGCAAACCGAAUUCAACUCUUAAUGGUAGUUAAAGUCGGUCUGCACUCAGGCUAGCCCAGGGACAGAGAACAAAUUAAUGAUACUAAGAAAUAUGCUUUUUAUUCCACUUCAAGAAACAUAACCAAUGUUCUGAAGGAAGGGCUACAGCCCCCCUUUGUCCCCCCACCCCCACCCCCCUGGAUCUGCAGCUGGUAGUAUAUGCUAGAAGAUUUCCCUCUAACUCCUGCGUCUCUGGGACUUUGCAUUAUGUGAACAAAGUCUCCCUUGAGGUUUGGAAAAAUUUGUUUUGGUUGUCUGGUUCUCUCUUUUUCUGUCAUCCUUAAAACCCCUUAAAAUAUAAAAAUGGAAACCAUAAAAAGUGAUAGGUCAAUAUAGGAAAGGACUAAUAAAUCCUACUCAAUGUCUUAAAAAAUAUAUAUUUAAAAUUACCUUUUAUAAUUAUGAGGGAAAAAAUUGUUAAAGCCAUUUUAUAUAUCUUGUAUCAAUAAUGAUGAAAUAAUGGUUUUUCUAUUACAUAAUAUCUUUUUCAAAAAAUUUUUUUUUUCAUAAUGGACUGAAAUUUUUCUUAAUUCUACAACUUUUCUAUUUUCUACCAAAAUUAUACAAAAACAAUGUUUGUAUCACCUAGUCAUAGUACCCAGAAUCAUUACAAUAAACCAUCUUCAUAAAAUAUGACAAAAUGUUUAAAAUGUUUUGUCAGAAAAGAGAAAAACAGAGUUCUUAAUACUCGGAGUUCAUACUAUUGAUGGUUUUCACGGUGGCCAUGUUGGGGGAACUUAACAAAAGAAUUGUCAAUGAAUUCUUUUGUUAUAUCCUCCAACAUGGCCACCAUGUCUUUUGUUAUUUAAUUCUCUUGGGAAUGGUUAAAAACCAUCUAUAGGAGCUUAUAAAAUUACAACACUUUUCCAGGGGAAAAUAUUAAAAUACCAGCACACUUUGAAACUUCAUGUCAGAAAUAGUACAACAGGUUUCCUUUACAACAACUUUAAUUUUUACAAAUAAUUAACACACUGUACUAAACAUUUCAAGGAGUUUUCCGGGAGUUGGUGGCAAAAUAAAUUUUUUAAGGGGUUUUGCAGGACCCUGGAAGGUAUUUCAAAGAUUCCAGGAAUUCCAGGAGCAGUACGAACCCUGGAAAAAAUGUAUGUGAUAGUGAGACAAGAAGACAUCCUGUUAAAGUAUGAUUCAACAUGCUCUAAAAAAUAUACUCUGCAAAUAUGAUAAGCUUGCUUUUGCCAAAUAAUAUUUUCACUUGUAAAAUUCUCCACUGGUCAUAAAAAUGUAAAGAGCUUUGAGAUGUAUAAUGUAUAAAUGCACAUGGCAGGUUCUUAUAUAGCCUAUACAAGGACCUGCCAUUAUUAUUUUCUAA